AUGCAUAUGCACACUGCUUUGGAAGUCUUCGUGUUGGCUCUCGCCGCAGGAAGAUGCCACGGAGCACCGGGCUCACACAUCGCUAAACGUGAUGUCCUUGGUACAGCUACGGUGAAUCUUGCCGUCCCUCAAGGAACCCCAUCCCACUAUGCCUCGGGCUUUAUUUACGGGAUUCCAGACACUCCCAAUCAGAUCCCGGACCACUUCUACAAAGACAUGGGCUUCAGGUACACUCGGGCUGGAGGGAGUCAGCUCCCGGCUCCAUCGAGGGGAUGGGUCUAUGGCAAGAAUGAGUUUCAGAACCGCUUCAACUCUGCCCUGUCCAACUACAAGACUGCUCGUAAAUACGGCGCGCGUUUCCAGCUCCUUGUAGCUGAUCUCUGGGGAGCCGAUGGCACCGCCCAAAUCGCCAUGCCAGGCGAUAACGGCGAUUGGACCUACUUCGACCAGUUCCUCACCACCCUGUUCGCUAGCAUGACCAAGCACAAUAUGAUCAACGGUCUUGACUUUGAACCCUGGAACGAGCCAGAUCUCGGUGGCGUCUUUUGGCAGCGCGAUCAGGCUCAAUACCUACAAAUGUGGGCUCACGCCUACCCCCGAAUUCGUGCUGCCCUGCCCAACACACCCAUCAUCGGACCAUGCAGCUCCUCGCAGCCUUCGACAUCGAACAGCUGGUAUGCGCAGUAUUACCCGUUUGUGCUCUCUAACAACUCGGUCCCCGAUAUUUACUGCUGGCACGAAGAGACCGGUGGUGAUAACGUAGCCAGCGACAUUCAGAACAACGCGGCGGCUUUGAGCCAAUAUGGGUUGCCAGCUCGCCCCGUUAUUAUCAACGAGUAUGGCGUACCCAACGAGCAAAACCCCGGAUCGUCUGCAUGGUAUAUCUCACGCUUGGAGAGGUACAACACCACCGGGCUCCGGGGAAACUGGGCCUCAGGGUAUUCUCUUCACGACUACUUUGGCAAUCUGCUCGGAAAGCCAGGUGCUACAGAAGACUGCACUAGUUCCGCUUGCAACACCACAGCAGGGUACUGGGGCAAUGGCGAAUACAAUGUUUACAAAUAUUACAACCUCAACAUGACCGGUCAGCGAGUUCAGACGAUCGGCUCGCCAGACAAUCUCUUCGACAUCUACGCCACGCGCAAGGGCAAAAAGUCCGUCAAGCUGCUUUGCGGGUCUCGGUUGACGAGCGGAACAUGGGAUAUCCUUGUUACUGGGUUGGAUGCCAUUGGCCUGCCGAGUUCGGGCACCAUCACGAUUCAAGCCUAUCAGUUCAACUAUGUGGAUGGUCAAUUUGGCAAUGUGGCAGCCCCGGUCAACCAGGGCACGUAUCCUCAUACGUACAGUGGGAACCAGUUAGUCUUUUACGUCAGCCCUGACACAACCACCGGGUAUGCUUUUGAAUUCGUGCUGUGA
Ilyonectria robusta is the source of this 1416-nucleotide messenger RNA. RefSeq names its product glycoside hydrolase superfamily. The transcript has 2 exons. The coding region runs from base 1 to 1416 and encodes 471 amino acids. NCBI's taxonomy places the organism in Eukaryota, Fungi, Ascomycota, Sordariomycetes, Hypocreales, Nectriaceae. The record is from RefSeq and is a predicted model, not a curated record.